CUCGUAAACGCGCCUUUUCACAAAUGAGACAGUCCAGUUAGUCCGGGAAGCCUAUUCUGUAAACAAGAUCGCAGAGCAAGAAGUGGAGUGACGAGCGGCAGUUACGAACUAAGCGUAGCGAUAGCGUGACGCCGCUAAACGCAGCCGGAUGUUUGUGCUUGGAUGCCGCAGCGGGCUCUGUGAAUUAAGGGAGACUGUGCAGUGCGGAGUGAAGAAUUGCGCAGUAAACAGAAGCACGGAGACACAGGUAGACAGAGAGGAAAAAAAAGAUCAUUUCUAGGAAUAGGGGAAAGUGAAGUGGUACCCGAGGCCGGCGGGACGGGCAGAGAAUGGGAGAGAAUACGGGAGUUAGUUCCACCUCUGUGAGCUCAGAUUGUCCCGAAAAGCCGGCCUUUCUGCUCCGGACGAGGCGAAUUUAAUAAUAACACCGACCCAGGAACCACCGCCGCUCACACAAGGCAAGAAAAUGGUCUAUCUCACUGGAACCAUGCUGAGCAUCAACCCGCUGGAGAACCUCAAGAUCUACGUCACUAACCGUCCACCGCUGGUCAUCUUCAUGGUCAGCGUGAGUGCUGUGGCCAUAGCAUUCCUGACCAUCGGCUACUUCUUCAAGAUCAAGGAGAUCAAGUCUCCAGAGAUGACAGAGGACUGGAACAUGUUCCUGCUGCGGUUUAAUGGCGUGGACUUCUGCAUCUCAGAGAACGAGACUCUGAAGCACGGGCAGAACGAGUCAACCACAGCAGAGAGCACCGUGACCAGCGGCCAGGCCCGACUCGGCACACUGGCCCCGUCACUGCUUGAGGACCCAGGAGCCAUCAACAUCUCCGUCCCCAUCACCCUCACCCUGGACCCGCUGCGGCCCUUCGGGGGCUACUCCCGCAACAUCACCCACCUCCGCGCCAGCCUGCUGGGGCACCAGGUGGGACUCACAGGUAGAGAAGCCCAUGAAGAGAUGAACGUCAGCUUCACCCUCCCUUCUGCCUGGAACUCGGAUGAAUGUGUUCUUCAUGGACACUGUGAGCAGGUGGUGUUCAGUACCUGCAUGACCGUCACAGCAGCCAGCAGUGUCUUCCCAGUCACAGUCCAGCCUCCUCACUGCAUCCCAGAGACCUAUACCAACGCAACAACAUGGUACAAGAUCUUCACCACGGCUAGAGAUGCCAACACCAAAUACACGCAGGACUAUAACCCCUUCUGGUGUUACAAGGGGGCUAUCGGGAAGGUGUACCACGCCCUGAACCCCAAGCUAACUGUUAUAGUGCCAAAUGAUGACCGCUCCUUGAUAAAUCUGCACCUGAUGCACACCAGUUACUUCCUGUUUGUGAUGGUGAUCACAAUGUUCUGCUAUGCAGUCAUCAAGGGGCGGCCAGGCAAGGUGCGGCAGAGCAGUGCAAACUUCUGUCCUGAGAAGGUAAUUAGAACGCACAAUCCUAGUGUACCACCCAAGCACUGAAGAUGAACAGGUGUCCUCAGCAAAUCCGUUACACAGGACGGCCAGCCAAUAUUCCACUGUGAUCCACGAGAGCCCAAAGGCCAAUAAAGAGCACCCUGUGGACCCCCUCAGUCAAGAUCCGCAACUUGGGUAACCAGGAUUCAAUUCAGCAAGACCUGGAUCGCUUGACUUGCCCUCCACUCCAGUGCCUUUACUAAGUGAACCAUCUAGACAAACGUUAAUCUAGUUAUGCAAAGAUUAAUCCUCCAAUUACUGUAUAAAAUAAAAAGAAAUGCACAAUUGAACCUAGCUAACUGUAUACAACUAUAAAUAUUAUAUUUAGGGUAACUGAAUAGUUUUUGAUGUCACUUUUUAUAUUAAACUGUCAGGUCAUCUCAUUAUUUUAGUCAUAAUUCAGUUUCAAGUGGUGUGUUUUUUUUUUUUAAAUUUGAACCUCUGAUAAGGUUUCAUUGAGGCUCAUAUUGUUACUGUGAAUGUAAAAUAACUAAAAACAGGACUUGAAACUCACACUGGCCCUGCACUUAUUCCUGGAUUUCAGAACUUCACUUGUUUAUGCUAUGCAGUCAUCUGACCAGGUGCCAGAAGUUUAACCAAUCAGGCCCUUGGUAAAUCUGCUUUGAACUGAUAGCGCUAAUCACAGCAUGAAUCAUAUACCUGAGCAUAUAAGUUUACUGCUAAAAGUUGUUCAUGCAGUUAUAGGGGAACAGAAAACUCGUUAUUUAAAGGGUAGUUUUGAAUCCCAGGACGGUGCAGGGCUAGUAUUGGUCAGCCAUGAUUAUAGCCUAAUUGUUUGUUUUCUGUCUUUAGGUUGCUCUGUCAGAAGCAUAAGAAGUCAUUUUUUUUGAAGUUUUGAAAUAAAAAGAACUUUAAGACUCAAACUGAUAUACUAGUUGCCUACUGAACCCAGAAUAAGGGUGCAAAGCUUUGUGAAUGCAUUACUCUACAAUGUUGGGUUAUUCCAACCAAAGACAUUUCAAGUGCCUGUAUCUACUGUGUAAAUAUUCGUCUUUAAUUCAGUAUAAAAGGAUCAGCUGGUGUACCUCUACUCUAUUACGAAGCCUGACGCUACACAUAAUCUGUGGGUUGCAAGUUUUAAACCCGAGUUUUUAAUGGACAGUUGAUGAAUAUAAGGUACAAGAAUAUCUACAGCAUUUCAGAGUUUUAAACUGUUUAUUUUUUUAUUUUUAUUUCGGUGUUGCUUAUAGAGGAAGCAUCAACUAUCCUGAAACGUUUUUAUGCAUUCUGCUCAGUUCAGAAGACCUGGCUUGUUUUAUCAGAUGCUUUCACAGGUUCCCAGUCUGCUGUAGUAGGAUGCGACUCACCUUUCCAGGCUCCUAUAAAAGAAUGGGGAAUAUAACAUUCAUAAACUGCUUGUGGUCUAAAUCCAGGUAAAUCAGUACAUUGUCUCGAUUCUUUAAUGGUGUUCAGCAAUUUCAGUCUGGUCUUUGGCAGUAAAACAAUCAGCCUAAUAGUGAUCAAUCCUGAAAUCUGAUUUUCACAAGCAGUACUUGGUGGCUUAGGAUGUGAAACAAAGAUUGUACUUUUCUCUCCAAGUGAUAUUGGUUACUUUUAAUUCUAAUUCUAAGACAAAUGAAGAAGUUAAAUGAGGUUUGUAAGAUUUGUUAAGUGAAUAGUGUAAAUUAUUUUCAAAAUGUCUGUUUUCCAGUGUUUUUUAUUUGCUGUAUUGUAGUGUGAUUAAUUCUUGUUUUCCUUCCAAGAUGUUCGAGGCUUUGUGUCUCCUUUUACCGUGUAGCCAUUAAAACGAAGGUUUCAAAAGGGA
Acipenser ruthenus (sterlet) is the source of this 3233-nucleotide messenger RNA. RefSeq names its product transmembrane protein 248. Bases 467 to 1453 code for a protein of 328 amino acids. The transcript has 6 exons. The record is from RefSeq and is a predicted model, not a curated record. NCBI's taxonomy places the organism in Eukaryota, Metazoa, Chordata, Actinopteri, Acipenseriformes, Acipenseridae.